CGACAGCUAAUCAUAUUCCCUGAAAUCCCAUCGGGGCGGGACUGAGAUAGAUUGCACCGUCUUGAGCCUCGGGCAGCCUGCACCCCCGGCCCCCACAGACGAAACACUCCAGUCCAGGUAUGGCGAAAAUUCUUUGCUUCUCUAACGGGCCAUGGCGUGGAAGGAAUCCUAUAUAACACGGUCCCUGUUCCCAAAGCUUUCUCUCCAUCAGCCAGACUGGUUCUGCUUCCAUCUCCCAUUCUUUCCAUCCGACAGGACAAACAUUCUCCUUCAUUCUUUUCAUACCAAUCUGAGCUGUGCUCGGUUUCCCACUCUUUUUACACUCUUUGAAUUAUCGCCACUAUGAAGACGGCACUCAUCCUCGCGCUGGCGGCCGGCUCCCUCAGCGCUCCAACUCCCACCCUCAAAUCUCGCCAGUUCAGCCUGGGAGAUCUGAUAGCACCCGGCUCAGGAGGCCUCUCCAGCGGGGAUUCUGAAAACAGCCCCGACCUAGGCGAUCUCUUCGGCGGCUCCUCCGGCUCGUCUUCGAGCCCUACCCCCUCAUCGACUGCCCCCGCCGGACCUGGUGGGUUCGACCUAUCUGACUGGUUCCCCGGGUCCUCUUCGGCCUUCAAGAAGCUUCCCCGUGGUGGAGGCCUCGGCGGACUGGGCAGUCUAGGCGACCUCUUUGGCGGUUCGUCCGGCUCAUCGCCUCUGCCCAGCUCUACUCCUUCAUCCAGCUCUGGUGACGAUGGCUUCGAUCUAUCCGACCUAUUCCCAGGAUCGUCCGGGUCCUCGCCUUUGUCCGGCUCCGGUGACGAUGGCUUCGAUUUGUCCAACUUGUUCCCGGGAUCUUCUGGAAACAGUGAUAGCAGCUCAGGAACACUCUCCGGUAAGUUAACACGGUCGAAAUAUGGACAGGGGGCUAACAGACCGCAGGCCGCGCUAGUAGCCCAUCUGGCAUCAGUGGCCUAAGUGACCUCUUUGGUAAGUCUGUCCUCCCAAAUGUCGGAAUUAGUACUUAACGAAUGCAGGCGGUGGUUCCGACUCUUCGUCCGGCAGCGGACUCGGUGGACUCAGUGGACUCAGUGGCCUCAUGGGUAAGCGCCUCCCCGGAUAUGCGAACUUAUAGUUGACAAGUGCAGGUGGUUCCGACAGUUCUGAUUCCUCUAGCUC
Molecule: messenger RNA, 1155 nt
Organism: Aspergillus versicolor CBS 583.65
Lineage: Eukaryota; Fungi; Ascomycota; Eurotiomycetes; Eurotiales; Aspergillaceae
Exons: 1
Coding region: 343-954 (203 amino acids)
Source: RefSeq, a predicted model, not a curated record